Messenger RNA from Phyllopteryx taeniolatus (common seadragon), 4751 nucleotides. RefSeq names its product zinc finger protein OZF-like. NCBI's taxonomy places the organism in Eukaryota, Metazoa, Chordata, Actinopteri, Syngnathiformes, Syngnathidae. Gene Ontology annotation, molecular function: RNA polymerase II cis-regulatory region sequence-specific DNA binding; DNA-binding transcription factor activity. The record is from RefSeq and is a predicted model, not a curated record. Gene Ontology annotation, biological process: regulation of transcription by RNA polymerase II. The transcript has 3 exons. The coding region runs from base 173 to 1492 and encodes 439 amino acids.
UUUCAAUAUCCAUGGCAACAGUCGUUCUAAAUACCGCAGCAAGAUGGCGGCCGCGCAACGCCGCAGAUACUCUACCGCGUCCAACCACCACCGAUGAAGAAAAAGGCGGAAGUGUACGUCGCUAAGGCUUCGAGACAACGAAAAAGAGCAAAUCCAGUGAAAAAGUAUCAACAUGUUGAAAGAGUUUGUAAGGGAACGGCUAAUUGCGGCCGCUGACGAAAUAUUCGUGUUGUUUGAAAAAACAAUAGCGUCGUAUGAGGAGGAACUUUGUCGGAAAAGAGAGGAGAACGAGCGACAACGACGUGAACUCGAUGCAGUCAGCAAAACACACGUUGUGAUGCACGACGAAGUAGCUGAAUUUCCAACAGCGCCCUGCAGGUUGACGGCGCCGGUGGCGGACGUUGUUAACCCGGGCCACGACCAAUCCGACAUCAAGCAGCUGACAGCUUGUCAAGAAGAACUUCAAGGAAGAAGCUCCAAUUUAGAGCAGGAGGCUCCACAGCUUUCCCACGUUAAAGAAGAGGAAGAGGAGGAUCCACAGCCCCUCCAUGUUAAAAAAAAGGACAAUAAUGAGCAGGAGGAGGCACUGAGCAUCAUCGUCGUGAAGAGCGAAGACAACGAAGACAAACCACCCGAGUCGUCGCAGCUUCAUCAUCGCAGUCCAAGUGGAGUCCACCGUGGAGGACAAACACCAGACCACCUCUUAGCUCCACUGUUACACAGUGACAACAUAGAAGAACCUUCGAGGAGCAACGCAGACCGCGAAGGUGACUGCAAGCGUAAAGCAAAUUUUACCUGCUCUCUGUGUGGGAACAUCUAUUCUUAUAAGUGCCAGCUGACUACGCACAUGAGAACACACAGUGGAGAAAAACCCUUCAGUUGCUCAGUGUGCCAUAAACGAUUCACCCAAAAGGUAAACAUGUUGACGCACAUGAGAACACACACUGGAGAGAAACCUUUCACGUGCUCGGUUUGUGGUAAAAAUUAUUCCUACAGGAGUAACUUGAACGAUCACAUGUGCACGCACAAAGAGAAAACCUUCAGUUGCUCGGUUUGCGGUAAAAAAUUCACUCAGAAGGCAAACAUGGUGACGCACAUGAGAACGCACACGGGGGAAAGACCCUUCAUGUGCUCGUUUUGCGGCAAAACCUUCUCUCAAAAACCCACCAUGGUGACACACAUGAGGGUUCACACGGGGGAAAAACCUUUCAGUUGCUCCAUUUGUGGUAAAAGCUUCUCCCACAAGAGCAAUUUGAACGUGCACAUGCAGUCGCACACAGGAGAAAAACCCUUCAGUUGCUCGAUUUGCGGUGAAGGAUUUAUCCUCAAGGUGGCUUUGAUCGCGCACACAGCAACGCACACUGGAGAGAAAAUGUUCACGUGUUCACUUUGUGGUAAAAGCUUUGCAUACAAGAGUAAUUUGAAUGCACACAUGCGGAGACACAAGGAAGAAGGUAGUAGCAGUUGCUCACUUGAUGGUGAAUUGACGUGAUCAAGGGUUCAUUUUUGUGCUAUCAUAGUUGGAAAAAAGUAGUUUUAUUGUGUAAAAGGUACAAAAGCAUUAUAAAACUUUCCUUGACUGUGAAUGUUGUAUAUUCACUGCAUCUGGAAAGUAUUCACAGCACAUUUCUACAUUUUGUUAUGUUAUAGUUUCAUCCAACCUGAGGGAACUUGAGAGGUGCUGCAAGAGGAAUGGGCGAAACCGCCCAAAGCUAGGUGUGCCAAGCUUGUGGCAUCAUACUCAAAAAGAUUUCAGGCUGAUUGCGGUGCAUCAGCAAAGUACAGUAGUGCCUUGAAAUAUGAGUCACCUGACUUAAGAGCUCGGGCGUGCCUGUGACCCAAGUAAGGAUAAGCGGUACGGAAAAUGGAUUGACCUGAAAGCAAAGAUUUGAGAUACGAGCGCUCUAUGGUGGCAGUGAACUCAACUCAACUCACUUCACAACAUCCAGCAGUUUGGUAGAUGUUGAACAAUUCUUCUUUCAGUCGAAGUUUACUGUCAAACUAAACAUAAAACAAAGAGAAUUACACUUUGUGUAUUUAAAAUAACCACAUAACUUUGCCUUAGGAAAGCAAUGCAAAAUGCCAUAAAUUCAUUAACAAAUAGAAUCGUGCUGCAGUGUAAGUGUGUCACCCUUUAAGCAAUGGAUAUUUAAACACAAAUGGUGGAGCAGCGCAUGCAGACAGAUAAUAUAACAUUACCCACAGGCAUAUCUUCUUUAUUCUCUGUGAAGAAUGACUGAUAUUACUGAGGGUUACUGACAAGUUGUGUAUUAAUGUAUACAGUAGACCCCUGCAGUUCGCGGUGGAUAGGGACUGGGCCUUACCGAAAAUAGCAAAAAUCUGUGAAUAAUUGAUGCUCAAUAUAAUAGCCAUGGGGAAAAAAAAUUUAAAAUCUUUUUUUAGAAUUUCUUUCCCCAGAAAAAAAACCGUGAAUAAGCGAGACGUAGGGAAAAAAUACUGCCAAUGAGCCGUUUUUGCGAAAAAAGGGGUAGACUCCCCGCACGUUCCCCAAAAACAAAAAUAAAACAAAUAUGUAAAAAAAAAAAAAAAUCUGUGAAUAGGUGAAUCCGCGGAUGCCGAAUCACAACUAGGUGGGGGUCCAUUGUAUCUGUAUUAUACUGCCCUCAGGUGGCCAAGGCAUGCACACCAAAAGGAGCAGCACAAUGUCGAUUGAAUUUAAGCCAUUUAAAAAAAAUUCUCUACAUUCUAUUGAAAGCUUGUAUCAAAUAUAACUUUUGGUGCCCCCUAAGCUUGAAUUCUGCAUUACAACAAAAGAACAGCUGUCGCUUCGAUAUGACGUAGGCAAUGCAUGUUAUGCCCCUUGAAUGUGAUUCUACAUUUUUAUUAUGUUAUGAAAGACAGCCGGUAGGGAAAAGGAUGGCUUGUUUGGAAGAAGUAAUUCUUGUUAAUUCCCUAUCAUUGCUGCAUUUUGUGGCUGCACUGUUUGGUGCUCAAUUUUGUGUAUUUUACAUCAGGAAAGCUCUAGGUCCUCAGGAAUAUGGAGCUGAAGUGUGGACUUGUGGCAGUUAUUUUGUUCUUUUUACAUCAGAGCCUGUCUGCGCUUGUGAUGAAGAUAGCAGACAUAAAUAUCCCAGGCAGUAAAACUACAGACAGAGCGAGUACUUCCCUAUUAUUUGUAUUUUGUGUUUGUGCUUUUUGUAUUUUACAUCAGGCACCUUGUUGGGCAGAUAAAGGCCUGAGACAGACGUUGAAUCGUUUGCGGCAAUUAUUUUCGUAUGAUUGUUUUCGUUUACAUCGUUUUAUUGUAUGAUUAUUUUCUGCUACAGAAGCUCAAAAUAAUAUGUUCAGUGAGCUUUUUACAACCGCGUUCAUCAUUUCUGUGUUGUCAUUUCCGGUACGUCAUUUGCGCUGCGCCACCGACUGGGCCAGCACAGAAAAUGAAUCGGGCAUCUACUACAUAUUUGAAAAAAUGCUGAAAAAUAUAGCAAGAGGUUUGAGGAGCUUAGGGGCUGACAGGCUUAAUAAGUAUUGUGCCAUCUCCUCUAGUAGUGGCUUAGGUUAAAAUGUCUUUUUAACAAAAACAAAUGUGGAUUGCAGGUUUAAUUCUUUAAUUACUGUAUGUUUUUAUAAAGUCAAGUAUUAUAAAGUGCAAUGUUAUAAACUGAUUAAAAAUAUUUUGGGGGGCUGGAGCUGUAACUGAUUAAUGGCAUUUCCAUUCAUCCAUCCAUCCAUCCAUCCAUUUUCUGAGCCGCUUAUCCUCACAAGGGUCGCGGGAGUGCUGUAAUGUAAUGAUGUAAACAGCCAGCAUUAACACAUCACUAAAGUCUCUGGGUAAAUAAAACGGCCAGCACUUUACCAUCAGCGCUUCAACAUCCUUCGAGCAGUGUUUCUCCAUCACCUGAACAUCCGCACACCAUUUGUUGUUAACGUAGACUCGAACUCCCCACGUUAGUUUUUACCCGAGGUAAUGGACAUCUGCUCCGUCCACUGGGGGUUGGUGCAUUAGCGGCAUGUCGGUAAUCCUCAGAAGCGCUACGGCUGCUCGUGGUAGGCUAACAAGUUAGCCGAAGGAUACGCCAAGUUGUUUUAUUUUGAAGGCCUGACGUUAGCAGCUACAAGAUGUUUGACUCCGAUGAUGUUGCCUUAGUGUUGCAUAGCAGACCAGAAGGGUAAUUGUUUCCUGUGUAUGUUUUUUUUAAUUUGGAAAAAAAAAAUGUUGUGUGUAGAAGUUUGAGGAAAAAGAUGAAUUUGAUCCAAUAACCCAAACUGCUGUACAUAAAUUGUGGAAAAAUUGAAGUGCUGUGAAUACUUUCUGGAUGUACUGUGCAUCAUAUAUUCUGCUGUCUUUGUUGCACGUUUUAUAUUAUAAUAUUAUCUCAUUCUCAUUCUUAUUUAAUAUUGCAAUUGCAACAUUUGUAUGUUUUUAUGUCUACACGUACAAUCAUAAGUCACAUUUUGUGUGCGUUUGUGUGUUGGCAUAUGUACUCUCAAUUGUAAUGAAGCUUCAUUAAAUCAAGGUGGUGUUAAUAAAUUAUGUUUGUGAUGUACUGGUUGUAUGGCAAGAGCCAAUGAAUGGACUGAAACAUUCCAAGUCACUUUACGUGACGAUAUAAAAUACACGUAAAGAAAAAUGUUUCCGAAGUUUCUGAUGCCUGAAUGUUUGCAGUUUUUAUUUUUUCCAACCAUUUUUUCCCCCGAGUUUCUUUUCCUUUGGAAGUUCCACACUGUGAACGCUGUGGAUCGUCCUCUGUUGCUCACGUUCUUUGCAAUAAAAAUGACAGCGCUCCUUU